AUGGUUCACACCCGUUCUACUAAUCUAGGAGCUUUGUUUUAUGAUUCAGAGAUCGAAAGGACGCUUUAUCGGUUGCGAAAGGAAAUUCGGGAUCACUUCCGUGAGUUGCCUUAUUAUCUUGGUACUGAGGAAGAAGAGAUGCCGCCUAGAGCUGAUCCGACAUUGAGGGAGCUUUCUGCUCCUAAUCUGGACAAGGCACCAUUGGCCAUUCAAUAUCCGGAGUUUGGGGAGAAUGUUACUUUUGAGCUGAAGUCGGGUCUUGUUCAUUUACUGCUAAGCUUCCAUGGUUUAAAUGGGGAGGAUCCAAUCAAACAUCUUGCGGAAUUCCAUGUUGUUUGUACUAGUAUGCAGCCAAGGGGUGUUACGGAGGAUCAAAUCAAACUUAGAGCCUUUCCUUUUUCAUUGAAGGAUAAGGCUAAUGAUUGGUUCUAUCAUCUGAGCCCCAACAGUAUCAACACAUGGAGGGGGAUGAAGCAAGCGUUCUUGGAGAAGUUCUUUCCUUCAAGCAAGUUGAAUGAACUUAAGAGGGCCAUUAGCAACAUUGAGCAAGGUUAUGAUGAACUUCUUUAUGAUUACUUAGAGAGGUUCAAGAGGCUCGUUGCUUGUUGUCCUUACCAUGGUUUUGCCGAGAAGGAUCUUGUGAUGUACUUAGUUGCUGGGCUCCUUCCCGAUGAGAGAAGGAUGGUGAAUGCUGCUUGUGGGGGUAACAUUGAUAACAAGACCCCACAACAAGCCAUGGAGCUCAUAGGUGAGUUUGCUGAGAGUUCUCGCACCUAUUCUAAGAGGAAUGCUACCCGGGGUGUUAAAGCUGCAAGUUCUGAUUCAUCUUUGGAGUCGGAGGUUUCCGACCUUAAGAAUAUGUUCCGGCAAUUUAUGAUAAGUAACAAACCUCAACAAGUGAAAGCUUGUGGAAUUUGUUCCAAUACCGGUCAUCCUACCGAUGCUUGCCCAACCUUACAAGAAGACACUCAAGAGGUGAAUGCUUUGGGAUAUCAAGGGAAUAGAAAGUAUGAUCCCUAUUCAAAUUCAUACAAUCCCGGGUGGAGAGAUCAUCCGGCUUUUAGUUACAAGCAAGGGAAUCAAAAUUUUCAAGGGAACCAAAAUUUUCAACAAGGAAAUCGACCUCCUCCAUUCAAGCAACCAUACCAACCUCAAGGGCAAUCACCUAACUCUAACUCAAUGUCCACAAAGGAUAUGAUCAAAGCUUUGACUAAGAAUGUGACUACCAUGCAGUCUAAUAUGGAGCAAUUUCAACAAGAGACUAAGUCAAGCAUUUACAACUUGGAAACACAAGUGGGCCAAAUGUCUAGUGUCAUGAAUAGGCUUGAGGCCCAAAAUUCUGGAAAAUUGUCAUCUCAAACCGAGGUGAACCCCAAGAAGAAUGUGAGUGCUGUGACAUUAAGGAGUGGUAAGGAGCUUCUUGAUCAUGCAUCCGAAAAGAGCAAGGUCGUGGAAGAGAAGACAAGAGUUGAAGAUGAGGAGAUGGAGGUUCUUACUCCUUCCAAAGAGGUGAAAAAAGUGGUGAGUCCUAGCUCUCACCAAGAGGUAAAAUCUUUCCCGGAAUACAAACCGGCACCCCCUUUUCCCAAUGCACUUAAGGACAAUCGUAAGCUUGAUUUCUAA
This is a messenger RNA of Beta vulgaris subsp. vulgaris (sugar beet), 1623 nucleotides long. RefSeq lists its product as uncharacterized. NCBI's taxonomy places the organism in Eukaryota, Viridiplantae, Streptophyta, Magnoliopsida, Caryophyllales, Amaranthaceae. The transcript has a single exon. The record is from RefSeq and is a predicted model, not a curated record. Bases 1 to 1623 code for a protein of 540 amino acids.